UCAACGGAACGGAUCCACGCGCGCCCUUGUGCUUUUGAUCGAUCGUUAAGUAUCUGGAUGGGAUUUUUUAAUUUUUAGACGGAAAAACCGUGAAAAAAUCGUAACCGAAGCUCAAAAAACGGAAAUUUAUUGUGAUAACAGCUAAAAGCUAUUCAAGUGUAUUUUCAAGAGUGAUUUUGUUUAGAAUUGAUUAUAUUUUAGAUUACACCCAGAUACACAUAUAAACACGUUGCAUAUGGACAUUUUAUUACCUACUAAAUAAACACUUCUACAAAGCCUCCACCCCACUUGAACCAUGGAAGGAGCGAGCGGAAGUAGCAAUUCGGAUCCACGGUUCGAGUUUCUCGGAUCGUUUGUCCAGAAAACACUUAAACUGAAGCCGGAAAAAUGGCACCGUUUAGUCACACUAGAGGAGCACAAAAACGUAUUAAAGGAAUUCUUUGACAACCCGUUGUGCUUAGUACUGAUCAUUAUCCUCACACCAUCCGCACAAUUGAUUCCCAUAGUCAGUUUUCCAUUGGCUACAUUGAAGAAUAAGGGCGUAUAUUUUGUCAAAAAGAAUGGCAUCGAGGUGCCGCGGGAUGGUUGCAAGAACAGCCUUGUUGUUGGCGAUCUGGCGCCGCGUACUAUCGAUCAACUCUCAUGUCUGGUGGACGAGAUCUUCGUUCCGCUACUGUCCAACCCGGACAAUCACCAUGGGUGGCCCGAGAUGGUCGCACAGGAUGUGCAGAAACAGGUUCACAGUCUCAAGAGUACCGUUUAUCAAGUUCAGGGUCAAGUUAGUGGACAGACCGUUCUACCAAUGCCCGUCGGGGUUGAUAAAUGUGUGCAGACUGCUAAAGAGCUGGUAGUUAAUGCAGAGUGUUCGAUCAAUCUCUACCUGAAAAGCGCGAUCGAGGGAGUCGUCAUCAAGUGGGCCACCCAGGUGAACGACGUGAUGCUCGAGUCCAGCGCGAACGCUUUCAACGGAGGCCAGAAUCCGGUCCCAACGGCCGAAAUCGCCUUCUGGAACAAUCGCCUCAAGAAUUUGACCUACAUCUACGAACAACUUCGCCACGAGCGGAUUCGUAGUAUGGCACUGAUUCUGGAGUUCACCGAUAGUGCCUAUUAUCCAUGCUUCAAGACACUUUUCAAAAAUGUCGUCACAGCUCUUGCAGAAGCCCGUGACAUCACGCUGUACCUUAACCCUUUAACACGUCACUUUCAGCAGCUGGAAGAUACGGAGUUUUCCGAAUGCAAGGUGCUGCUAAAACCACUGAUGCACGUUGUGUGUCUCAUUUGGUCCAACUCCAUAUACUACUGUCACUCGGCGAAGCUGAUUGUUUUGCUCCGACAGAUUUGUAAUUUGAUCAUACAACAAGCCAAACGCUUCCUGGAUCCGUCAUCGAUCUUCCACAGCGACAUCGACGAGGCCAUGCAGCGGAUAUCGCUAUCGAUUCAAAUUCUCAAGUACUUCCGUACGGUUUAUGAUGAGUACAAAGAUAACAUCGCUCCGUUCUUUAAAGAACGCCCUGUGGUCAACUGGACAUUCCACCCGAACGCCGUUUUCGAACGGUUCAAUGCGUUCCUCGAACGACUGUUCACCAUCCAGUGGUUCUUUAACACGGUGACCGAGUUCCUCAAACUUGAGAAGGUUGAAAUCGGUGGCUUGAAGGGCCGUGCGCUCAGUGCCCGCAUCACUGGCGUAUCGGUCGAGUUCAAUCAGUGCUUUUCGCUGUUUGCCUCAAAAACCUACGAUGUGCUGGACCCGGACGAUCCCACGUUCAAGGAAGACUUCGUCAAGUUUCAGGACCGGAUCCUGGAGCUGGACUUGAAGCUCGCCGCCAUCCUGUGCCAGGCGUUCGAUGAUUGCCACAAUUUGGAAAGCGUUUUCAAGUUGAUCAGCAUCGUCGGAACAGUCCUAGACCGACCAAAAAUAAGAGAAGAAUUCACCGGAAAAUACCGACAAAUAUUGUACAUGAUCGAUGCUGAACUUUCUACUUGCGAAGAUAUCUACGAGAUGCAAAUGGAAUACUACCGCAAGGAGGGGCAUAUCUUCGUAGACCGAAGUGCUCCUCCUGUAACGGCAUGUUUACGCUGGGUUUUGCAACUCACAAACCGUAUCACAAAACCGAUCAAACAGUUCGAAACACUACAACAUCCUGUGGUUCAAUCGGAAGAUGGUACGGCAUUGAUUGUCCGUUACGAUGAAUUGAUUCGAAAACUUAAGGAAUUCGAAAAAUCUAUUUUCGAUGCUUGGGCUGAAACAGUUCAGCCAACCAUCGAAGAACAUCUGGAUACCUCGCUCAUCAUAAGGAAGCGUGGUAACGCCGAACUCGCCUUGAACUUUAGUCCUCAGCUGUUUGCAAUUCUAAGAGAAGUUCACUACUUAUGUUUGAUGGAAAAGGAGAACAUUCCUCAACGUGGACUGGAAUUCUCCGAGAAAAACGAUGUCUAUCGAUCCUACACUCUCAAUCUCGAGAAGACAGUGGAAUGGUAUAAUAAAAUCCGUCGCAACUGCACAGAUGUGGAGCUUACACUGAUCAAGAGUGAAGUGGAGGAGAUCGAUCAACUGCUGGAACGAGCAAUCAACGAACUUACCUGGAACUCGGAAGACGUAACGGAAUACAUGCUGCAGAUUCGAAACCCUGUCGAGCAGCUGCAGAACAGGAUGCAUCAAAUUCAACGAAACUUGAAAGAAAUUCGCACUCUGAUGUGCUCCUGGUCCAAAGCACCACUAUUCGAGCGAAAGGACUCGAAGAAAGAUACCGUCCUGUGCCUUGAAGAGCGUCCGGAUCGGAAAACCAAACGCUACACCGAACUGGAGUCCGCCGCAAUCAAAGUGCACCAAAUGCUUGAAACCAAUAUGCACCUUUUCGGCAUGGCUGAAAGGCAGGACGAUGAAAAUUGGAUUAAAUACGUGAAAUUUGUCGAUAACAUUAUCUAUGAAGAUUUGCUUUUCAUGAUAGGAAUAAGUAUGGGAUAUCUCGUAGAGAACAUGGACCCAAACAACAAUUUAGCACCACUGUUUGAAUCAAGGCUGGAGCUCCUAGAACCAGAACUGGUGUUUGUACCCUCACUAAACCCCACCGAUCCCAAUGGAUUCAACUUUCUACUCGCUGAUUUGGUAAACGACAUCACCCACAUGUCGUCGCUGAUUCCACGACUGCUUAAAACGGCUACUCAGUCCUACGAGGAGCAGAUAAUGAGUAACGCUGAUAUGCAGGAGAUGAAAACUGAAAUUUUACAAGGAGUUGAUCGUGUAAUACAGGAGGCUGCACAGUUUUGCAGAGACUUCGAAAGAUACAGUUACCUUUGGUUAGAGGAUCGUGAAUACAGCAUGGAGAUAUUCCUGGAGUACGGCCGUCAACUUGAAAUGGACGAAUUAGAUCUAAUAAACAACAAAGACCCCGAGGCACCCCAACCUCAACCUCCUGCUAUCGAAGCCUUCCGAGAGCAGAUCGAUCACUACGAAUCUCUAUACCUUGAAAUUGAAAAGAUUGAAUCGUUUCAGAUAUUCAACGCGUGGUUCCAAGUAGACGUAAGACCCUUCCGGCAGUCUCUCUUGAACAUCGUCCGCAAGUGGGGUAACAUGUUCAAGGACCACCUGGUCACCAAUGUCACCUACAGUCUGACAGAUUUGGGCAACUUCAUCCGGAAAGCAGACGAAGGGCUGCUGCAGGUCGUCAAGGAAGGCGACUACGACGGACUGGUCAAGAUUAUGGCUUAUCUCAUGCACGUUAAGGAACGUACGGCCACCACGGACGAAAUGUUCGAACCGAUGAGAGAAACCAUCGAACUACUGAAAUACUACGAUAUGGACAUCCCAGAGGAAGUCAAUGUGUAUCUGCAGGAACUGCCUGAACAAUGGGCCAAUACCAAAAAGAUUGCACUCACUGUUAAGCAACAGGUUGCACCACUGCAAGCAAACGAAGUUGUCGGCAUCCGGAAUCGGAUCGCUGCAUUCGAUGCGCACAUUACUCUGUUCCGGGAUAUUUUUCGUACGUAUGAAUUCUUCAAGUAUGAUCUGGAUCUGCCUUAUCUGCUCAUGAAUCGAAUCAACGGUGAUAUGGAAAGGUUGGAGCGGGAGAUGUCAGAUAUUCAAGAGUCCGGAAGUCUCUUCGAAGUUCCCGUGCCGGAGUUCAAAUUACUGAGACAGUGCCGAAGAGAAAUGAAGAUGCUGAAGCAACUGUGGGACUACGUCUACAUUGUCCGCACCAGUAUCGAGGACUGGAAAACAACUCCAUGGAGAAAGGUGGACGUCGAAAACAUGGAUAUCGAGUGUAAGAAGUUUUCUAAAGAUAUCCGUCUGUUGGAUAAGGAGAUGCGAUCCUGGGACACCUACAUGACGCUGGAGGCAACGGUUAAAAAUAUGCUAACAUCAUUGCGAGCCGUUGGUGAACUGCAAAAUCCGGCCAUCCGUGAGCGUCACUGGAAUCAGCUGAUGUCAUCGACGAAGAGUUUAGCAAAUCUGCCGCCCGAGAUAACAGUCACGUUUAUUAUGGACAAAAAUACAACACUAUCGGACCUGUUGGCGCUGAACCUUCACGAGUGCGAAGAAGAAGUCAAGAACAUAGUCGACAAAGCAGUAAAGGAAAUGUCGAUGGAGAAGAUUCUGCGUGAUCUGAACACAACGUGGUCAGCGAUGGAAUUCGAGAACGAAAUCCACUCUCGAACCGGAUGCUCUUUGUUGAAGGCCUCAGAAGAGCUAAUCGAGACCCUGGAAGAAAACCAGGUCGUAUUGCAGAAUUUGAUGACUUCGAAAUUCGUAGCCCACUUCUUGGAGGAGGUUUCAACCUGGCAGAAGAAACUAACCACAGCAGAUCAGGUCAUUACGGUCUGGUUUGAGGUUCAGCGUACCUGGACUCAUUUGGAGUCCAUUUUCAUGAGUUCCGAGGAUAUUCGAAAGCAACUACCGGUAGAUUCAACUCGCUUCGACAAAAUUGAUACAGACUUCAAAAUUAUGAUGGAAGAAAUGUCCAAAACUUCGAACGUUAUUCACGCUACCAAUCGUGAUGGACUUUGCGAAAAGCUAGACGAACUUCAGGGUGAACUGACCCUUUGCGAGAAGGCACUAGCCGAAUACCUGGAGACCAAACGUCUCUUUUUCCCCCGAUUCUACUUCGUGUCGUCGGCCGAUUUGCUCGAUAUCCUCAGCAACGGAAACCGUCCGGAAAUAGUUUGCAAGCAUCUUACGAAACUGUUCGAUUCGAUUGCAAAACUCAAGUUUCAGCAAGAACCUGAUGGCGUCACUCGCUUCUCAACCGGGAUGAUAGCCAAAGAUACCGAAUACGUCAAGUUUAACGAAUUGUGUCCCUGCACUGGUCCGGUUGAAGUUUGGUUGGAUCAAGUUCAAGCUGCGAUGAGAGCCUCCCUGCGGAACUACAAAGCCGAUGCAGUGGUAGCCUACGAAGAAAAACAGCGUGAGCACUGGUUGUUCGAUUACCCUGCUCAAGUUUCACUCUGCGGUACUCAAAUUUGGUGGUGUACCGAGGUCAACAUCGCAUUUAGUCGACUCGAGGAAGGUUACGAUAAUGCCAUCAAGGACUACUACAAGAAACAGAUUGCUCAACUUAGCACCCUGAUCACACUACUCCUAGGAGAGCUUACAAAGGGAGACAGACAAAAGAUCAUGACGAUCUGUACCAUCGAUGUCCACUCGCGAGACGUCGUCAGUAAACUGAUUCAAUCUAAAGUCGAACUAGGAUCUGCGUUCCAGUGGCAAUCGCAGCUACGUCACCGUUGGGAUGACGGAGAGCGAGAUUGUUUCGCUAACAUUUGUGAUGCGCAAUUCCGCUAUUGUCACGAGUAUCUAGGAAACACUCCACGAUUGGUGAUCACACCACUAACCGAUCGUUGCUACAUUACGCUCACCCAAUCGCUGCAUUUGGUUAUGGGUGGCGGUCCAGCUGGGCCUGCAGGAACGGGAAAAACCGAAACCACCAAAGAUCUUGGACGAGCUCUCGGAAUCAUGGUGUAUGUCUUCAACUGCUCGGAACAGAUGGAUUACAAAUCGUGCGGCAACAUCUACAAAGGUUUAGCCCAAACGGGAGCCUGGGGAUGCUUCGAUGAGUUCAACCGAAUUUCGGUUGAGGUCUUGUCCGUUGUAGCCGUGCAGGUCAAAUCGGUACAGGACGCUAUUCGCGAUAAAAAGGAUACCUUCAAUUUUAUGGGUGAAAUAAUUAAGUGUGUUCCUACAGUUGGAAUUUUUAUCACAAUGAAUCCAGGUUAUGCGGGUCGUACCGAACUACCAGAAAACUUGAAAGCUUUAUUCAGACCAUGCGCCAUGGUGGUUCCAGAUUUCGAGCUGAUAUGUGAAAUCAUGUUGGUGGCCGAAGGUUUCCAGGAUGCGAGGGUUUUAGCACGGAAAUUCAUUACACUCUACACCCUGUGUAAGGAGCUGCUCUCGAAGCAAGAUCACUACGAUUGGGGUUUGAGAGCUAUCAAAUCUGUGCUGGUGGUGGCGGGAUCUUUGAAGCGCGGUGAUCCGGGUCGACCAGAGGAAGAGGUGCUGAUGCGAGCACUUCGUGAUUUCAACAUCCCAAAAAUCGUAACUGAUGACAUGCCCGUGUUUAUGGGUUUGAUCGGUGAUCUUUUCCCUGCCUUGGACGUACCCCGGAAGAGAGACAUGGAAUUUGAGAAGACGGUCAAACAGGCUACCCUCGAUCGAGCGCUACAACCCGAAGAUAACUUCAUUUUGAAAGUGGUUCAACUAGAGGAAUUACUCGAGGUACGACAUUCGGUUUUUAUCGUUGGCAAUGCUGGAACCGGUAAAACCCAAGUUUGGAAGACGCUUUACAAAACAUACCAGAACAUAAAAAAGAAACCGAUCUUCAACGAUUUGAACCCGAAGGCGGUAACCAAUGAUGAAUUGUUCGGAAUUAUCAACCCUGCUACCAGAGAGUGGAAAGACGGUUUGUUCUCUGUGAUCAUGAGGGAUCAAGCAGCGUUGCCUGGAGACAACCCCAAAUGGAUCAUACUCGAUGGCGAUAUCGAUCCGAUGUGGAUCGAAAGUUUGAACACCGUUAUGGAUGACAACAAAGUGCUAACGCUGGCUUCCAAUGAGCGUAUCGCGCUUACGCCUUUAAUGCGACUGAUCUUCGAAAUUUCGAAUCUACGUACCGCGACACCGGCUACGGUAUCGCGGGCUGGUAUUUUGUAUAUUAAUCCACAAGAUUUAGGAUGGAAUCCUUACGUGACGAGUUGGGUCGAAACUCGUACCAUCCCUGCAGAGAAAUCUAACCUCGUAAUCUUGUUCGACAAAUACAUCCCGGCCUGUUUGGACAACAUCCGGUCCCGGUUUAAGAAAAUCACUCCGAUUGCUGAGAUGGCUCACAUACAGAUGCUUUGUCACUUAUUGGAGUGUCUGCUGAUCCCAAUCAACACCCCUGCUGAUUGUCCCAAGGAGUGGCAUGACCUAUAUUUUGUGUUCUCUUGUGUUUGGGCUUUCGGUUCAGCUAUGUUUCAAGAUGCGGCUAUUGACUACCGCGUCGAGUUCAGCAAGUGGUGGAUAAACGAGUUCAAAACCGUUAAAUUCCCGCCCACCGGCACAGUCUUCGACUACUUCAUCGAUACAGAGACCAAGCACUGGACUCCAUGGACGGAGAUCAUACCCAAGUUUGAGAUGGACUGUGACCAGCCGUUACAGGCCGUGCUGGUACAUACUUCUGAGUCCAUUCGCUUGCGGUUUUUCCUGGAUUUGCUGAUGGAACGCGCACAUCCGGUCAUGCUCGUGGGCAUCGCCGGCUGUGGCAAGACAGUUGUUGUCAACGAAAAAUUGUCGAACUUGUCGGAGAACUUUGCCGUCGCAAACAUACCGUUCAACUUCUACACCACUUCAGAAAUGCUUCAAAAAGUUAUGGAGAAACCAUUAGAAAAGAAAGCGGGUCGUAAUUUUGGACCUCCCGGAAGCAAAACACUCAUCUACUUCAUCGACGAUAUGAACAUGCCAGAGGUGGACGCCUACGGAACGGUGCAACCUCAUACACUGAUACGGCAGCACCUCGACUACAGCCACUGGUACGAUCGAAACAAACUCACGCUCAAAGACAUACACAACUGUCAGUACGUGUCGUGUAUGAAUCCCACCUCCGGCAGUUUCACCAUCAACCCCCGACUCCAGCGGCACUUUUCGGUGUUCGCUGUCAGCUUCCCUGGUACUGAGGCGGUUACUACCAUCUAUCAUUCGAUCCUUCUUCAGCACUUUGCGAAUGCUGAACAGAAAUUCAACAUAGCUGUAACUAAAAUCUCGCAAAAUAUUGUCGCCGCUAGUUUGGCUCUGCACUCUAAAGUGGCACAAGUAUUUCUGCCGACGGCCAUCAAGUUCCACUACGUUUUCAACCUGCGCGAUCUGACUAACGUCUUUCAGGGGCUUCUUUUCAGUACCAAUGAUUGCGUUCUGGCUUCGAACGAUUUCAUCCGGCUUUGGCUGCAUGAAACUCAGCGGGUGUACGGCGAUAAGCUGUUGGAUGAUAAGGAUAUCGACAGCUUCACCAAGAUGCAGAACGAUCUGGUUAAGAAAUCCUUUGAGGAAAUCGAUGAAUCGAUCGUGUUCGACAAACCCAAUAUCUAUUGUCACUUUGCCGGUGGCAUUGGUGAACCAAAGUACAUGCCCAUCACUGAUUGGGGAGUGUUGUCGAAGCUGCUACAAGAAGCUAUGACGUCGUACAACGAUUUGAUCGCGGCCAUGAAUCUGGUUCUUUUUGAGGAUGCAAUGAUGCACAUUUGCAGGAUCAAUCGCAUUCUCGAGUCACCAAGAGGAAGUGCUCUGCUGGUAGGUGUCGGAGGCAGCGGUAAACAAUCUUUGAGCAGAUUGGCUGCCUUCAUAUCCAGUUUGGAGGUCGCACAAAUACAGCUUAAGAAAGGUUAUGGCGUUCAGGAUUUGAAGAACGAACUAUCUGGCUUGUAUCUCAAAGCCGGACUAAAGAAUGUCGGAAUCAUGUUUCUCAUGACUGACGCUCAGGUUUCCAACGAAGGCUUCCUGGUUAUUAUCAACGAUCUACUAUCCUCUGGUGAAAUCCCAGACCUCUUCCCCGACGAUGAGGUAGAAAACAUCAUUUCCGGAGUGCGAAACGAAGUAAAAGGUGCCGGUCUAGUCGACACCAGAGAGAACUGUUGGAAGUUCUUCAUCGAUAGAGUACGGCGUCAAUUGAAGGUGGUACUGUGCUUCUCACCUGUUGGCGUCACAUUAAGGGUCCGUUCACGCAAGUUCCCAGCUAUUAUUACUUGCACCCAGAUCAAUUGGUUCCACGAAUGGCCACAAGAAGCUUUGAUGUCCGUGUCGUUGCGUUUCUUACAAGAUUUGACUAUAUUACCAGGUGAUUGCAAGGACUCGAUUGCACGGUUCAUGGCUUAUGUACACACCUCAGUCAACUCAAUGUCAAAGGUGUAUUUGCAGAAUGAACGUCGAUACAAUUACACCACACCGAAAUCGUACCUUGAACAAAUCAAUUUGUAUGACAGACUUCUAAAAGAAAAACACGGUGAGUUGAGGAAAAAAGUCGAACGUCUUGAAAAUGGUCUAGAGAAGCUGAGAUCUACUGCAGAUCAAGUGGCUACGCUGAAACAAAAACUAGCCAUCCAAGAAGUUGAGUUGAAAGAGAAAAAUGAUGCAGCUGAUGCGCUCAUCGAAAUUGUCGGUGUUGAAACCGAAAAGGUCCAAAACGAAAAAGGCAUUGCCGACGAAGAAGAACAAAAAGUAGCUGUUAUAGCACAGGAAGUGGCGAAAAAACAACGAGAUUGUGAGGAAGAUCUCGUUAAAGCAGAACCAGCCCUUAUUGCAGCCCAAGAGGCUUUAAAUACCCUCAACAAGGCCAAUCUGACAGAGUUGAAAUCCUUCGGAUCACCACCAGGCACUGUCACUAACGUGACGGCGGCUGUUAUGGUUCUGCUAGCACCAAACGGAAAGAUACCGAAGGAUCGUAGCUGGAAGGCUGCAAAAAUUGUUAUGGCCAAAGUGGACUCCUUCCUCGAUAUGCUCAUAACCUACGACAAAGAACACAUCCAUCCGGAAAUUAUAAAAGCUAUCCAACCAUACCUGAAAGAUUCUGAAUUUGAUCCCGAUUUCGUACGAUCUAAAUCGGCUGCUGCCGCCGGUCUUUGCGCAUGGGUCAUCAACGUCAUCAAAUUCUUCGACGUGUUCUGCGACGUCGAGCCGAAGAGAAAGGCUCUGGCUGCAGCCAAUGCAGAACUCUGCGCUUCACAGGAUAAACUCGCCAACAUUAAAAGGAAAGUUGCGUCUUUAGAGGAGCAAUUGGCAAGGCUCACAGCGGAUUUUGAAAAGGCUACGGCCGAUAAACUUCGCUGUCAACAGGAAGCUGAUGCUACACAAGCCACAAUUCAGCUUGCGAACCGUUUGGUCGGUGGAUUGGCGAGUGAAAACGUUCGUUGGGCAGAAGCUGUUGCCGAGUUCAUGCAACAAGGAACAACCUUACCGGGGGACAUACUUCUGAUAACCGCCUUCAUAUCCUACGUCGGUUGUUUCACAAAACAAUUCCGCCUAGAUUUGCUCAACAAGAUGUGGCUACCAUUUUUGCGGGCACUCGAACCUGGAAUACCGAUUACCGACAGCCUUGAUCCAUUGAGAUUACUCACCGAUGACACACAGAUUGCAACCUGGCAGAACGAAGGUUUGCCCAGUGAUCGUAUGUCCAUCGAGAACGCUACGAUUCUGUCCAACUCCGAUCGGUGGCCGUUGAUGAUCGACCCGCAGCUACAAGGUAUCAAAUGGAUCAAGCAGAAGUAUGGUGACAGUCUUAAGAUCAUCCGUCUGGGAACCAAAGGUUACCUGGAAACGUUGGAGCUGUCUUUGAAUAAAGGAAACACGGUACUCAUCGAAAAUAUCGGUGAAAACGUGGAUCCCGUCCUCGAUCCUCUUUUGGGUCGAAAUUUGAUCAAGAAGGGAAAAGCUAUAAAAAUAGGAGAUAAAGAGGUUGAAUACAACCCCUCUUUUAGAUUGAUUUUACACACCAAACUUGCUAACCCGCACUACAAACCAGAAAUGCAAGCACAAACAACACUUAUCAAUUUCACUGUUACUCGAGAUGGUCUCGAAGAUCAACUGUUAGCCGAGGUUGUUAAAGCCGAAAGGCCAGAUCUAGAGGAACUAAAAGCUGACCUGACCAAGCAACAGAACGAUUUUAAAAUUAUGUUGAAGAAACUUGAAGACGAUCUCCUAUCUCGUCUUUCAUCGGCUGGAGAGAACAUCCUGGGAGACACAGCACUCGUUGAAAAUCUUGAAACAACCAAGAAAACAGCAGCCGAAAUCGAGCAAAAGGUCUCAGAGGCCAAAAUUACUUCCAAGGAGAUUGACGAAGCGCGAGAGCAUUAUCGACCGGCAGCUGCACGUGCCAGUUUGCUCUACUUUAUCCUGAACGACCUCAACACGAUCAACCCGAUCUAUCAAUUCUCGCUGAAAGCUUUUAGCGUUGUCUUCCAGAACGCAAUUGCCAAAGCGGAUCCAGCUGAAACUGUCCCCUUGAGAAUGAACAAUCUGAUCGAUUGUAUUUCGUUUUCCGUGUUCCAAUACACAACCCGUGGGCUGUUCGAAUGCGACAAACUUAUAUUUAUGUCUCAAAUGGCUUUCCAGAUCCUGUUGAUACGAGAGGAGAUAACGCCCGCCGAGCUAGAUUUCCUUCUGCGUUUCCCCAUAAAACCACACGUGACCUCCCCGGUCGAUUUCCUGAACAAUACCGCCUGGGGUGGCAUCUGUAGUUUGGCAUCCAAAGACGAGUUCCGCAACCUUGAUCGGGACAUCGAGACAUCGUCGAAGCGCUGGAAGAAACUGAUCGAGUCCGAGUGCCCGGAGAAGGAAAAGUUCCCCCAAGAGUGGAAGAACAAGACAGCACUCCAGCGCCUGUGCAUGAUGCGGGCACUGCGGCCAGAUCGCAUGACCUAUGCCAUGACAGACUUCAUCGAAGAAAAGCUCGGCGCAAAGUACGUCGAAAACCGGACGGUGGAAUUUGCCAAAUCAUUCGAAGAAACCAGCCCUUCGACACCCAUCUUCUUCAUCCUAUCGCCGGGUGUCAACCCGUUGAAGGAUGUAGAAGCGCUGGGCAAAAAUCUGGGCUACACACUGGAUAACGGUAAAUUCUAUAACGUUUCUCUGGGUCAGGGUCAGGAGGUAGUCGCGGAAUCGGCCAUGGACAAAGCGGCCAGCUCCGGACAUUGGGUGGUGUUGCAGAAUAUUCACUUGGUUCGUAAAUGGCUGCCAUCGCUGGAGAAAAAGUUAGAAUUCUACGCCGAAGGUUCGCACGAAAACUAUCGGGUGUUUAUGAGUGCUGAACCGGCGGCAACUGCUGCAGCCCAUAUUAUACCUCAAGGUAUACUGGAGUCAUCGAUUAAGAUCACCAACGAACCACCCACAGGAAUGCAGGCAAACAUUCACAAGGCCUUGGACAACUUUACCCAAGAAACGUUGGAAAUGUGUGGUAAAGAAGCAGAGUUCAAGGUCAUACUUUUUUCACUUUGCUACUUCCAUGCCGUCGUUGCCGAGAGGCGUAAAUUUGGACCCCAAGGAUGGAACAAAACCUAUCCCUUCAACGUCGGUGACCUUAAUAUAUCUGUAUCAGUCCUGUAUAAUUACCUAGAGGCAAACACCAAGGUGCCCUGGGAAGAUCUGCGCUAUUUGUUCGGAGAAAUUAUGUACGGUGGUCACAUCACAGAUGAUUGGGACCGCCGAACUUGCAUUACGUAUCUGGAAGAGUUGAUGCAACCAGAUUUGGUAGAUGGUGAACUCUUCCUCGCCCCUGGAUUCGCCGCUCCCCCGAAUACUGACUAUGUAGGGUAUCACACCUACAUAGAUGAUGCAAUGCCUCCAGAAUCUCCGUACCUGUACGGACUGCAUCCGAACGCGGAAAUCGGUUUCCUCACGACGACCUCUGAAAAUCUCUUUAGAACUGUAUUUGAGAUGCAACCACGUGACGCUGGUUCCGGAUCCGGCACCACCGUAACCCGCGAGGACAAGGUCAAACAGAUACUGGACGAAAUUAUGGAAAAAUUACCGGAAGAAUUCAAUAUGCCCGAAAUUAUGGGCAAGGUCGAAGAACGGACGCCUUACGUGGUUGUAGCGUUCCAAGAAUGCGAACGAAUGAACUACCUGACGGGUGAAAUGAAGAGGAGUCUGAGGGAAUUGGAUCUUGGUAUGAAGGGCGAGCUGACGAUCACCUCCGACAUGGAAGAGUUGGAGAAUUCGCUCUUCCUAGAUCAAGUCCCAGUGAUUUGGGCUGCAAGAGCUUAUCCUUCGCUACUGGGUCUGAACGCGUGGUUCGUCGAUCUGUUGCUGCGGCUGAGGGAGCUGGAAACGUGGUCCGCUGAUUUCGUUCUUCCCAUCUCCGUUUGGCUGGCCGGAUUUUUCAAUCCCCAGUCACUGCUGACGGCCAUCAUGCAGUCGACGGCCCGCAAGAAUGAACUUCCGCUUGACAAAAUGUGUCUCCACUGUGACGUUACCAAAAAGCAGAAGGACGACUUCACGGCUGGUCCAAGAGAGGGAGCUUACGUUCACGGAAUCUUUAUGGAAGGAGCCCGCUGGGAUACUCAGCAAGGUGUUAUCAUGGAAUCCAAGCUUAAAGAACUUUACCCUCUGAUGCCGGUUAUCAACAUUAGAGCACUUACCCAAGAUAAACAAGAUUUAAGGAACAUGUACGAGUGCCCGGUUUACAAAACGAGAACCCGAGGACCAACCUACAUAUGGACUUUCAACUUGAAGACCAAAGACAAACCAGCCAAAUGGACUUUAGCUGGUGUUGCGCUUUUGAUGCAAGUCUAAGUUUUACACCUUUAAAAAAAAUUAUUUUACUAUCUAAAAGAUGUUUUUCAUAGAAAAAAAAUAGAUUGCUUGUUGAGUUAUGAGUGAGAAAAUUAUAUGAAAAUUAACAAAAAAAAAAAGGAUUUAAUCAAGUGUUUUAAGUUUAUAUGAUCGAAUAUUUAGUAAAACUAUCAUUAUUGUAAAAUAGUUUGGUACUCCCAAGAAAAGUACAAAUAUUUAUCGUAGUCGUUGAGUAGCUUCAAGCAAGCCAAGUUUAAUUGCCCAUCUAAACAAUCAUCUCAGAAAUAAAAAGAUUGCACGCAUUCAGCACUGCAGCAACAC
Molecule: messenger RNA, 14065 nt
Organism: Uranotaenia lowii
Lineage: Eukaryota; Metazoa; Arthropoda; Insecta; Diptera; Culicidae
Gene: Dhc93AB
Product: dynein beta chain, ciliary
Exons: 30
Coding region: 296-13744 (4482 amino acids)
Biological process (GO): microtubule-based movement
Cellular component (GO): dynein complex
Molecular function (GO): dynein intermediate chain binding; minus-end-directed microtubule motor activity; dynein light intermediate chain binding
Source: RefSeq, a predicted model, not a curated record